Drosophila ananassae is the source of this 2425-nucleotide messenger RNA. It is a transcript of the gene Mks1, whose product is annotated as Meckel syndrome type 1 protein homolog. The transcript has a single exon. Lineage: Eukaryota; Metazoa; Arthropoda; Insecta; Diptera; Drosophilidae. Gene Ontology annotation, biological process: cilium assembly. The record is from RefSeq and is a predicted model, not a curated record. The coding region runs from base 137 to 2335 and encodes 732 amino acids. Gene Ontology annotation, cellular component: MKS complex.
AGUUUGGCGUUGCCAUGGUAACGGCUUUUCAAAAAACGAAACAAAACAAGCUAAAUAUAAUAAACAAAAACAAAGAAAUGCGUUUUGAAAUCUAGCAGGCCUUGAAAAAGAAAUAGUCAACAAGAAAGUAUAAAAUAUGAUGCACAAGGGCAAGGACAUGAAGCGCACUGGAGUUUAUCGUGUGAGUGGCAACAUCGGAGACUUUCAACUGCUGCUGAAGCUGCGCCACAUCAGCGAGUGGCUGCCGGUGCCGAAGUUCGAGUACAACGGCGCCCCCAAUACGGCCGUACAUGGCGAGCAGUAUCCGGAGACGGAGGAGGACCGCUGGUCGGACUGCUUCAUCCAUGUGCCGCAGGACGACGAAGUGUAUGGCAGCGGGAAGAAUCGCAUUGGCUAUUAUGGCAGCUACUACAGCGUGCCCAGUGGAACUGGCAGUGCCGGCAAUCCCGUCACCUCCAUAGUACGACGGCGCAAGAGUCCCAGACCCCCAAAAGCUAUAGAGGCUCCUCCCGAAGAGCAGGCGCAAGAGAAUCCUCAGGAGGAGGCUCACACGGAAGAAGAGGACGACGAGGAGGAGGAGGAGGAAGUGAAGAAGGAGCUUCCAGCCAUCAAAGCAGCAGUGCCUCAGCAGGAAGCAUCCCAUGAUUCGCAAGAGGCCAUCUACCAGGAUCCCCAGCGGAGUACAUUCUCCGAAACUGGCGGCGAUUUGUUCUACGAAAGGAACAGAGAGCUCUGCAAUGGAGCCAUGGCCUCCAUUCGCAUAUCCUGGCAGCAGAAGUACUUCAGUCACACGGAACUCCAGCGCCAUCUCACAGAUCCGGGCGCCUGUGCCUCCAAAACCCAGAAACGCUACCACAACUGGGCGGUGGAGACGCUGGAAUUGCAGCAGCUGCAUCUCCAGAAACUGGAGGCGCAACGAGAGCGUAACCACGAGAAGGAACAGGAUCUGGAGCGGGUGCGAGUGCGCCGCAAGCCGCGGAAAACCCGAACGCUGAGACCUCGUCCCGGCGUCACCGCUCUCUCCACGAUGCUCGUCAGCAAUGGGCUGUCGUCGGCCAAUAUGUCGGAGGUAUCGCUGGUGGAUGACCCUCUUUUUGCGGCCCGGACCUGCCUGAUUCACACCGUGGUGGAUGGCGACUCGGAGGAACUGCUGCCCCGGGAAGCCCACGAUCUGAAGGCCCAGGGCUAUCAGCUGAUGUAUGUGUACGCCGAUCUGCAGCAGGACACCCUCCUAGUUAGUAUACGCUACGAUCCUGCCCAGGGUCUGCUGUAUGUCUACCCGGACUUCAGUUCGAGUGCCCUGGAUCUGGACUAUGUGGUGCACAUCGAGAAGGACAACGAUUGCCGGCAGUUGUAUGCCUAUGGGUUUGAGAACGCCACGCCCUUGGAGCCGGUGGCUGCGGCAGAGGACGCUGAGGAGGAUGAGGAGGAGUCGGAGACGGAUUCCGAGGCGGAGGACCUUCCCGCCGAUGCCACAGCCUUGGAACUAUUGGACUUCUAUCAGCGCCAGAGGUCGGCCGCCACGGAGUUGCGUUCCCUGCUCCAUUUCGAUAUGCCGCCCAAGCGGAUGCGCCGGAUCUGCCUGCUCCUGGAACUGCAGGAGGCCCAGUUCUUCGAGCAUCCCAACAUCCAUGUACGGUACUAUGUCCAGCCGCCGCACCACACCCUCUGGGAGUCGUCCCUGGGCUCCGCUAUGGAGGAUCCCCUGAGAGGUUCGACUGCCACUUGCCGGAACGCGGGUGACUUCCGGCUGGCCAACCUGGGUCACUGCUGGGAGCUGACCCUUCUCUGCGAGGAGAACCACCAACCGAACGAACUGAUGCACAUCUACUUCGAGGUCAUCUCCAUUGAUUUCUGGCAACGUGAACGCUGCGAGGGCUACGCCCAUUAUUCCUGCUCCCUGAUCUCGCCUCUGACCACGGAGACAGUCACGAUGCAGUGCAUCCGGCCACUGGGCAGCUGGUUGGACUCCCUGAAUCGUUACUUCAUUGGCGGCCGGCAGCUCUUCGACUUUGUCUCGUACUUCGAUGCCCAGAAUGUCCAGAAGGAGCUGCACAAUCGCUUGAAUCUGGACACCGGCAAGGCCAUGAGGAGCACUGGCUACUUGGUGCUCCAUGUCCGGAAGCUGCAGCAGCGCCACAUCGAAGCCUCUGUCGGGCAGCUGCAGCUGGACCUGAGCGACAGUACCAGCGAGUCCAGUGGCUCCGACGAAGAUGCCAGGUCCACCUCGGUGGCGGACACCGCCAGGGCCACCACUCUGGACGAGGUGAUGACCGCCUACGUGGAGGCCAGGGAGAGAAUAGAGUCCCUCCUGGUGAAAGCCAUCGAGGCUUAGGGGCAGGGGACUCUAGAAACCUGCAACGACUUACCAAAGCAUACUUCCAGGCUUGAAAUUUAAAUAAAAUGGAAAUAAUUUUAUAAAAAA